AUGAUUCAAUAUCCAACAAAUCAACAGAGCUAUGAACAUUCAGGUGGUGCUUCGCCAAUACAAUCCAGUCAACCAUAUCAACAAAAUUAUCUUUCAAAAGAAUUGAGCGAAGAAAACAAUAACCACAACUUUUUCCCAUUUGACUCUUUGGUAAAGAUUACAACCGACCCAUUCUCCAAAGGUAUCGAAUCUGGAGGCGCUGGAAAUAUACCCAUCUACUUAAACAAACCUUUGUUUGGAGGAAGAACUGCUGCUUUAGAAUAUUAA
This is a messenger RNA of Heterostelium album PN500, 267 nucleotides long. RefSeq lists its product as uncharacterized. NCBI's taxonomy places the organism in Eukaryota, Evosea, Eumycetozoa, Acytosteliales, Acytosteliaceae. The transcript has a single exon. The coding region runs from base 1 to 267 and encodes 88 amino acids. The record is from RefSeq and is a predicted model, not a curated record.